AUGACGACGACACAUGAUUUUCCGCACAACAGCCCUGCACCAACGCCGAGCAGGGCAAAUUAUGGCUUCGCCCUCUAUCUGGCGUCUUCGACAGCUUUCAUAGUCUUUUGCUUCUGGGCGUUGGACUUUGACAAGUCGGUCGGGACGCGCCUCGGGCUAACGUACCUUCCGCAGGUCUACUGGGCCGUAGCCCUGCCCAUUUUCGUUUUGGUGACGAUCGCCUUCACUGGCCUGAUCCUCUAUCCUUCGAUCAACCUUCUGUCAAACCGGCCUUUCUGCGAAACGCAUGUGGCGCAGCCGACAGCCCAGGAGACUCUCGUGCCGCCACUCGUUAGCAUAUCAAUGGCGAAGGUCUCGCGCCGUCUAUAUCUUGAAAACAAUGAAGAUUAA
This is a messenger RNA of Cimex lectularius (bed bug), 390 nucleotides long. It is a transcript of the gene PIG-P, whose product is annotated as phosphatidylinositol N-acetylglucosaminyltransferase subunit P. The coding region runs from base 1 to 390 and encodes 129 amino acids. Lineage: Eukaryota; Metazoa; Arthropoda; Insecta; Hemiptera; Cimicidae. The transcript has a single exon. The record is from RefSeq and is a predicted model, not a curated record.